CUGACUUUGGACCAGAUCAGAGCAGAUUGAUUCUAGCUUUAUAUAGCGACAACAUCUCUCUGCUUCUGUGUCUCCCUCUCUUCUCUCUUACCAAUUCUUUCGAGCUCUGUCGUACCUCCAACCAUGAUUGUUUCCGUAAAGUCUUCUUAGAGAUCGGAAGGAAGAGUCGGACAGAGGAAGGGGAGUAAACCAUUCAGCAGAAAAGAUAAAGAAGAAGAAGAAGAAGCUUCUUAGUUGUUGAACGAUGGGAAAUACUUGCAGCUAUGCUAAUAAAGUUGUCAGCCCAGUAAGCAUCGUUUCAGUACCAUCAACAACAACUAAAGCAAGUAACAGCACAGCCACUACUGGGAAGGUUUCAACAUUCAGCAGCAGCACAUUAGAGCCGUCCACAUGUGGUUCAGCAAGCACAGAUGAAACAUUUACGGAUGGACAGAUUUUGGAGACUCCUAACGUACGAAUGUUUACUUUAGCGGAGUUGAAGAAUGCUACGAAGAAUUUUAAAGCGGAGUAUGUUCUCGGAGAAGGAGGAUUUGGAAAGGUUUUUAAGGGAUGGGUCGAUGAGAAGACUCUGGGUCCGGCAAAAAGUGGGGCAAGGAUGGUUGUUGCUGUAAAGAAACUCAACCCCGAAAGUAUGCAAGGUUUUGAGGAGUGGCAAUCAGAAAUUAAUUUUAUGGGAAGGCUUUCUCAUCCUAAUCUUGUCAAGUUGUUUGGCUAUUGCUUGGAGGAAAGAGAUCUGCUCCUUGUUUAUGAGUUCAUGUCAAAAGGAAGCCUUGAAAACCACCUUUUCAGAAGAGGAUCAGCUUUCGAUCCCCUUUCAUGGAGUCUAAGGCUAAAGAUAGCUAUUGGUGCCGCUCGCGGUCUUGCAUUCCUACAUUCUUCAGAGAAACGUGUUAUUUAUCGUGAUUUCAAGGCUUCAAAUAUUCUCCUUGAUGCGAAUUACAAUGCAAAACUUUCUGACUUUGGGCUUGCUAAGGAUGGGCCAGUGGGCAGUAACUCACAUGUUACUACAAGGGUUCUGGGCACAUGUGGAUAUGCAGCUCCUGAGUAUGUUGCGACAGGUCAUCUAUAUGUGAAGAGUGAUGUGUUUGGAUUUGGAGUUGUUUUGUUAGAGAUGCUCUCAGGUCAACGAGCACUCGACACAAAUAGACCAAGUGAUCAACACAACUUAGUAGAUUGGGCGAAACCAAUUUUACUCGAUCGAAAGAAGUUGGCAAGAUUGAUGGACCCCAGACUCGAGGGGAAGUAUCCCUCAAAAGGAGCUGUCCAAGCAGCUCAUCUCACUCUCAGAUGUCUCGCGAAUGAGCCCAAAAGCCGGCCAUCAAUGAUGGAAGUAUUGGAGACUCUGGAAAAUAUUGAAUCCAUGAAAGAGAAGUCAAGGGAGACGAAGAAUGCCACGUCUCACAAUAGGCCUCGUCAUCAUGGCCAGGCUCCUGUUCACCCUCGUUCGCCGUUCGGAGCAAGGCAAGGACCUGGGGCAGGCUCUCCGGCGGUUAGCCGCUCCCCUAGAGGUAGAUAAUGUCAAUUCAUUGCCUGAAUUCAGAUGAAGUUGUCAUUGUAAAGUAGUCGUCAUUUAUCGUUUUGGCAGCGUAGAUCUCUUUAUUUGUUGUUAGUUUGCUUUUGCUGCUUUGAUGUUCUGUUAUCCACGCUGAAAUAACAUUAACUGAACAACACAUUCAUUAUAAAUGGUUGCAUUGUGAAUUGGAGUCAAAUUUGUAGGGUAAGAUGGACAAUACUUUUAUCUAAGGGGCAUUUACAUGCAUACCUACC
Phalaenopsis equestris is the source of this 1767-nucleotide messenger RNA. Its product is annotated as probable serine/threonine-protein kinase PIX13. The transcript has 6 exons. Gene Ontology annotation, biological process: protein phosphorylation. Lineage: Eukaryota; Viridiplantae; Streptophyta; Magnoliopsida; Asparagales; Orchidaceae. Gene Ontology annotation, molecular function: protein kinase activity; ATP binding. The record is from RefSeq and is a predicted model, not a curated record. Bases 245 to 1516 code for a protein of 423 amino acids.